This is a messenger RNA of Sinocyclocheilus grahami, 5079 nucleotides long. Its product is annotated as FERM, RhoGEF and pleckstrin domain-containing protein 1-like. Gene Ontology annotation, molecular function: cytoskeletal protein binding; guanyl-nucleotide exchange factor activity. The transcript is spliced from 27 exons. NCBI's taxonomy places the organism in Eukaryota, Metazoa, Chordata, Actinopteri, Cypriniformes, Cyprinidae. The record is from RefSeq and is a predicted model, not a curated record. Gene Ontology annotation, cellular component: cytoskeleton. The coding region runs from base 13 to 4368 and encodes 1451 amino acids.
GUUUGCAGCAGUAUGGUGGAGCCAGAGGAGCGGCCCUCAGUGGCGGGCCAGAGGCUUGGGGCCCCUGAGAGCAUGGGCAUCAGUACGCUGGAGCCAGGUCAGAGGCCCCCCACCAUGCCCCCCGGCAGACAGGUCUCCAUCCGGGUCAAGAUGCUGGAUGACACUCAGGAAGUCUUUGCGGUCUCGCAACGGGCUCCAGGGAAGGUGCUGUUUGACCUGGUUUGUGCUCACCUGAACCUCAUCGAGGGCGAUUACUUCAGUUUGGAGUUUCAGGACCAGCAUAAAAUGACCGUGUGGCUGGAUCUGCUGAAGCCGAUCCUAAAGCAAAUCAGACGACCCAAGAACACCAUCCUGCGCUUCGUGGUGAAGUUCUUCCCUCCCGAUCACACGCAGCUGCUAGAGGAGCUGACCAGGUAUCUUUUCGCCUUGCAGAUCAAGCAUGACCUGGCCUGUGGAGAUUUGACCUGCAAUGAAAGCAGCGCCGCCCUGCUGGUGUCUCAUAUAGUGCAAUCUGAGAUUGGAGACUUUGAAGAGGUGCAGUGCAAACAACAUCUACUCAACAACAAGUACAUUCCCGAGCAGGACGCACUGAUGGACAAGAUCAUUGAAUACCAUCAGAAACACGUUGGGCAAACACCAGCUGAAUCGGACUACCAGCUUUUGGAGAUCGCACGAAGACUCGAGAUGUACGGAGUGCGUCUUCACCCCGCAAAAGAUCGCGAGGGUACGAAGCUCAGCCUCGCCGUGGCCCAUUCUGGUGUGCUAGUCUUUCAGGGACACACCAAAAUAAAUGCUUUCAACUGGUCUAAAGUCCGCAAGCUGAGCUUCAAAAGGAAGCGCUUUCUCAUAAAACUACGACCUGACUUAAAUAGUAACUGUCAGGAUACUCUGGAGUUUAUGAUGGGAAGCAGGGACUGCUGCAAGGUGUUUUGGAAGAUUUGUGUGGAGUAUCAUGCCUUUUUCCGCCUGUUCGAAGAACCUAAACCCAAGCCCAAACCGGUUUUGUUCACCAGGGGUUCUUCUUUCAGGUUCAGUGGCCGCACACAAAGGCAGGUGAUUGAUUAUGUAAAGGACUCUGAAUUCAAAAAGGUUCCUUUUGAAAGAAAACACAGUAAAAUCCUGUCCAACAGCGGUCUUUCUCCAUUCCCACCCAGGCUGUGUGUCGAGGGUCAAGGAGAGCAGAGGAAUGCCAGUGCUUCAGGACACCAGGCGGACUCACCUGUUGGGCGCACCCAAGUGACUGUUGAAAACCCGGCUCUCCAGCAUUACACUGGGAGCCUAACCUCACAGACCAACGGAUGCCGAAACGGGACCCACGACGAGGCGGAUGCUCGAUUAAAGCCAUCCCCAUCCAAGCAGCAGGCCGAGCAUCUGAGCACAGGUCUAGCAUUGCAUGCUGCCAAGGGUAGCAGCUCCUCGAUACCUUACAUUGACUGCAGUGACGUAGAUAGCGAAUAUGAUGUGGUCAAAGGCCGUGUCACUAGGUCUCACUCCCACACACAUGACAAUGAUGAGGUUGAGCCAAACGGCCGUAGUGCGGGCAAGAGUAAUGGUUAUGGAAAUGGUCAGCACAAUGGACAAGGAGCAAGCAAGUCUAGAUUCCGGGAGUCUCCUUUGACCAGCCAUCGGUUGGGUCAGAGUUCAGAUACCUUCAACGGUAGUCAAUUGUCUAAUGGGUCGUUUUGUGGUAACGGAUCACCACGUGCUCUACCCCUGAGUAGUACCUUGGUGGAUGAAUUGUUUCAAGGUAUGGACAGACGUGGUCUGGUGUCACCUUCAGGUCAUCUAGUUGGUUCCCGGAGUGCAAACUGCAGCCCAGUGAUGAGCAGUUUUCACAAAACCAACUCCCUGAACCAUCCAGAGCAGAUCGGCUAUAGCGGUCGUCGCCGUUGGGAUGACGGUAGUCAUUACCUUACAAAUGGCCGAUCUGGGAGUGAGCCUCAACAUUAUGGGAGCUACUCCCCACUUGUUAAUCGAUCCCCACACUUGCAUAAACUCCAAAACGGCAUGCGCAACCGUUCCGACACUGAUCCCAUGAUUUUGAGCCAGUUAAGUUCAACCCCGGCCAAUAAACCUCGAUCAGUUGUCUCAAGGGCUGAACGUAUGGCCGCCCUUGAGCGCCGUGUGGCUGCUAAUGGGCUUGGAGCGUCUAGCCAAGCUCAAUCCAGCAAUGUCCAGAGGCUCUAUGGAAGCCGGGUGAGUGCUAAUGACCAUAGUAGCCCAGUCCAUAUGAUUGAUGGUUCCACUAGUAGUGGAACGGAGUCUAGUGAUACCGAGUCAGAUGCAGGAACCAACUCUUACAGUCAGCCCCUAGUCUUUGGAAACCCUGGAGCAGCCAAUUCCUCCCCUAUGCCCCGAAGCAAGUUCUCAUUUGGCAGUCUCCAACUGGAGGAUGAGGGACAAGGGGGAGACAAUGGCUACAGUUAUCCCAUCAAUGAAGAGGAUGGGGGGCAAUUCUUCAACUGUCCAGUUUCCAGGAGCCCUCAGCACAGCGAGUCUCCGUCUGCAGGCCAGGUGAUGGUGAAUGGCCAGAAACAGAGUCUCAGCCUGGGCCAAAGUCCAGACGGACGGCAGCCUUCGCCUCUCACCAGCCCCUUACUGACGGAUGCCGGCUUCGUCCGCACAGAUGACGAGGACGAGGUUCGGAGGAAGAGGUUCCCGGCUGAUAAAGCAUACUUCAUCGCCAAAGAGCUCCUGACCACAGAGAGGACGUAUCUGAAGGAUCUGGAGGUCAUUACCGUGUCCUUUCAGAAGUCCGUAGGGAAGGACGAAGCCAUGCCGGACUCCUUGAGGAAUCUCAUAUUUGCCAAUUUUGAGCCAGUGUAUAAAUUCCACGAGACGUUCCUGAAGGACGUGGAUCAGCGUCUGGCUCAGUGGGAAGGUAGAUCUAAUGCACACAUCAAAGGAGACUACCAGCGCGUUGGAGACGUCAUGCUGAAGAAUAUCCAAGGUUUGAAGCUGCUCACGGCUCACCUUCAGAAGCAUUCGGAGGCGCUGCUGGAGCUGGAGCAGACGUGUCGCUCGUCCCGGAGGCUGGAGGGUCUGUGUCGAGACUUCGAGCUGCAGAAGGUGUGUUACCUGCCGCUCAACAUCUUCUUCCUGCGGCCGCUGCACCGCCUCAUGCACUACAAGCAGAUCCUGGAGCGCCUGUGCAAACACUAUCCACCAACACAUGACGACUUCAGAGACUCGCGAGCUGCGCUUGCGGAUAUUUCUGAGAUGGUCGUGCAGCUUCACGGCACCCUCAUCAAGAUGGAGAACUUCCAGAAGCUUCUCGAGCUCAAGAAAGACCUCACUGGCGUCGACAAUCUCGCCAUUCCUGGACGGGAGUUUAUCAGGCUUGGUUGUCUCAGCAGACUCUCUGGAAAAGGUCUACAGCAGAGAAUGUUCUUCCUGUUCAAUGAUGUUCUGAUGUACACGAGUCGAGGGAUGACGGCCUCCAAUCAGUUCAAAAUGCACGGCCAGCUUCCUCUGUACGGCAUGACGGUGGGUAAUAUUUUUUGGCAGGAGUUUAUCAGGCUUGGUUGUCUCAGCAGACUCUCUGGAAAAGGUCUACAGCAGAGAAUGUUCUUCCUGUUCAAUGAUGUUCUGAUGUACACGAGUCGAGGGAUGACGGCCUCCAAUCAGUUCAAAAUGCACGGCCAGCUUCCUCUGUACGGCAUGACGAUCCGUGAGAGUGAGGACGAGUGGGGCGUCCCGCAUUCCUUCACUCUGUUUGGACAGAGACAGUCCGUCGUCGUGGCCGCCAGCUCAGCGUCUGAGAUGGAGAAGUGGCUGGAGGACAUCAAGAUGGCCAUUGAACUGGCAGACAAAUGCAACGACUCCUCGGCUGAGAUCCUGUCCAGCAGUUUCACUGACAGCAAGUCCCCUGAGGAAUCUAGCGCCGACCAGGAGUCAGAAGACGACCUGAGCGCCUCGCGGACGUCUCUGGAGCGGCAGACGCCUCACCGUGGUAAUACCACGGUUCACGUGUGCUGGCAUCGCAACAGCAGCGUGUCCAUGGUGGAUUUUAGCGUAGCGUUAGAGAAUCAGCUCUCUGGGAAUCUGCUGAGAAAGUUCAAAAACAGCAACGGCUGGCAGAAGUUAUGGGUGGUCUUCACCAACUUCAGUCUGUUCUUCUACAAAACACACCAGGAUGAGUUUCCUCUGGCCAGCCUUCCUCUGCUGGGAUACUCCAUCACCAUUCCCUCAGAGUCCGAGAACAUCCACAAAGACUACGUCUUCAAGCUUCAUUUCAAAUCACACGUCUACUAUUUCAGAUCUGAGAGCGAGUACACCUUUGAGAGGUGGAUGGAGGUGAUCCGCAGCACCACCUGCUCAUCCAGUCACAUCCGCUCUCUGAGCCGCAAAGAGCCACACGUCUACUGACCAAAGACCGUUCUCAAUCAGGUCCUCUCUACACACUUUAAUACGGUUCUUAUGGAAGUUUUUCGUGUGCUAUAUCAUUGUUUCACUUUAUUGGAAAAUUGAGAAGGCUUUUAGGGAUUGAGAUGGAGGUCAGUGCCAGAAACAUCAGGUCAAAGCCAAACCCUUCCAGAUCUACAGUUCCUUUCAGUGUGCAAAGACACAGUCCUCGUUCAUGAAAUGCAGGAGCUAAUUAGUGUAAAUGUACAAGAAAGCUUUAAGGAAUGCUUUAUUGAAUUGAAUGCAAUGGUUAUGUUGAAUGCGAUGAUUUGUUCUUAUGAAUGUUUUAUUGAUGUGUACGUGAGAGUGUUUUUUAAAUGCUUUAUUGGAUGCUAUGGUGUACACGAGACUGGUUUUCUGGAACUGAAUGCGAGGGUUUAAUCUGAGAAAGCUUUUGUGAACAGUUUACAUAUGAAUCUGUUCUGCUGGUGUUUCAUGAAUGAGGCCCGAUGCCUGUAAACUCUGUCAAUCAGACGUUCAUCUCUGGACUGUUUUUAAAUGUAGUAACACUACAGCUUUUAUUACUGACUUCUGGUCUGAUGUUUAUAAAGGGGUAAUGCUUUCUGUCUACAUCUCAGUGAUAAAAAAAAAGUGCAGGUCAAAAUUCACCCCAAAAGUAAUGGGGGGGGGUCAUAUGAUGUUGCUAAAAAAACAUAAUGUUGUGUAUUUGGUGUA